CCCACUGCACACAUUAUUCCACCAAAACAAGUGUGCAAUUCUCUAUCACAUCGUACCAAAAUCGAACUAGAAUUUCACUUUCCUAUAUUUUAUAUGAAUUAUGAAAGGUAUUCUCGGAGGAUCUAUUUUCUGACCGAUACCGCACAGGUCAAUUUGAUGAUCUGAAAAUGUACGGUGAUGUUGUCCAGGAUGUGAUUUGGAAUCGAUGUGAUGUGAUAUGCCUGGAGCUAGCUCCUCAGAUCGGGCCUUUUUUGUGAGUUGCACGAUGCCCUCUACGUUCGUUGAUGGUCGCCAAACUGCACUGGAGCAGGAAAACCAUCGGCAUCGCCUGAAAUUUGAUUGAAUACAUUCUAAUUUAUUUGAAAAUGCCGUUGUGUGCUGCACACAGAUGUAAAAAUCGAGCAGGUAAAGCUUCAAAGAAAACAUUUCAUAGAUUUCCUGUGCGGCGUCCUGAUGUACUGAAGGAAUGGCUAAAGAGAAUAGGCAAAGGAAAAGAUUGGAUCCCGUCAUCGAAGGCUGUUCUCUGCUCAGCUCACUUCCAUGAAAGGUGUUUUGAUCGUACAGGGCAAAUCACAAGAUUACGUCAUAAUGCGAUACCCACCAUCUUCGCUUUCACUAUUUCCGAGGAUGGAGAAGUGACAGAUACUCCCAAGUCUGGGACUAUCUCAUACCUGGCUAAAGCUUCAGAGAUCGCUGAGCUUCCCGCAAAUCAUAUGUUCUUACAUGGUGACGACGGAGGAGACUUUCAAAGGAACAGACCCCAAACGGCAAUUUCCAGGCCUACAGGGUCCUUGGGUACCAUUAGUACUAUGCAUACCGCUUCUUUACCCAGCCGCGCCAUGCCUACGACUGUCACGCCUACCAGUGACGAUGGAGCAGACUUUGCAAGCAGCAGACCUUCAUGGUCCGUGGGUACCGCUAGUACUAUACAUGCCGAUUUUUUACCCAGCAGCGCCAGUUUAUUUGACGGCACGCCUACCAGUGCUUCUCCAUCAUCACAGUCAAAGAACAUUAAGGAAAAUAUAUUCACACAUGACCACACAUACAGUGUAAGCUUCAACUCCACGAACGUGAAGGAAAAAAUGGACGUCAUCCACAGUCAGCUGACUCAGAUGACGAAGAAAAUGAAGCAGAUACAGAUGAGCAACAACAGGCUUGCAAUCAAAGAGAAGUCUUUGAUGUCUGAGAUCAAGAAACUGAAAUCCGCCCAGGAAGUUAAUCUGAAGCGGAUUGAACAGCUCACUGAUAGCUUACAUUAUGGUCUUUGAGAUAUUUUGUUUGUCCAAACGAAGACUCUAGGGUCCUGUCUUACAAAGAGUUGCGAUUGAUCCGAUCAACCACACUUAUGGACUGCAACGUCAACAUCUAAAAUGCACAUUCGUUCAAAAUAUUUCCUGGAUAUGAUGUAUUUUCAUUCAUUGUUCUCUUGAAAAUUCUGUGUGAUUAUCUUCUUUUUUUUUUACUGAGGAGAUUGUGCAAAUUUCCUGUAGAAAAAUUAUGGUGUGGAUGGAUUUUCCAUAAUUGAGAUUGAUUGGAUCAAUCAAAACUUUGUAAGACGGGCCCUGAUAUUAGAGAUACAUGUAUAUGCCAUAGGUUCUACAAAGUGAAUAUAAUGUCCUCAGGAGUCAGGAUUUUAUUGUAUGAUGCUACUUCUGUUGAAACUCAAGAAAAAUCAUUCACUUGUACAUGACUUAUUUCAACCAGAUUGCAGUCCGAGUAAUGCCUUAAGUUUGAUGUCACUGAUGUAUUAAGGGUAAUAACUAUCACUGAUGGUCUUGCAUGAGUGUCACAUGAUAAAGGUCAUUCAGGGUCAAUGAUAUUCAUAUUUUAUUAUCAUAUGAAUGGUAUUUUUUGUGAAUAAUUAUUCAAUAGUUUUGCUGUAUUGAAUUGCGUAAUGCAGGCCAGACUGUUACGCGAUUCAAUACAAACAGCAGUACUGACUUUGAAAAAACUUUUAAGUGAUCAUACCCAAUUGCCACCAAUAUCAAUAAAAUUCUUUAUUUUAUUUCCAUACAAACAUAAUACAAAGUAAUAAUAAAUCAGAUACACAUUGUUAUUAAUAAUUAUAUAAUAGUCAGAUAUCAAUUGCUUUUCAUCCUAAAUCGCCAUCAAUAACAUCAAUUGUUAUUUCCGUCAGGGGUUCAAAUUGUCAUGAAUAGUAGGAAAUAUUUUCUAAACAUUCCCAUCAAUGGUACGCAUUGCAAUGUAGCAGCAUUUAGAGGUUUACCCCAACAAAAAGUAGAUUUAAAUAAGAAAAAAAUCAAACAUUUCAAGCAUAGUGCUGGAAAUUCCAUCAAAAUUUGAUGUUAAAGUUUUGACUGUUAAGUUUCGCUUUAUUUCACAAAAGAUAUUUUCUUGUCAGUAUGAAAAUGAUAGAACAGAAGAUAUCAGUGCACUCACGUUUGUUACACAUAUUUUAUUUUUUGAAAUAUUAAAUCAUUUUUUCUCAUUUAAUGGGAAACAAAGUUUGACUUCUCCCUGAACAUGUGAAAUUACCAUUAUUAUUGUGAUCUGUAUAUUACCUCUGUUGUGCAUACAACUGUUUUGUGAAAAAUAUAGGGAAAUUCAGAAUGAAACUUAUUUUACAUCAGAUUUUGCUGAUAUUUUUAAUAUUAUGCUUGUUUAAAUUUUCCUCUUUUUGUUCAAUUAAACUUUUUUGGGGGGUUGGACUUGCCCUUUAAAUUAAUUUACUAUGUGAUUGAAAUAAUUAUGCAAUUUGGAAUGCUAUAGUACAUUAUAUCCCUUACUGAAAAUUUGUUGCUAUUUGAUUGGUCAAGAGCCUUUCACGUGACUAAUCAUAAUUUCACCAGAAAAAUGAAAUUCAUUGAGAUUAAAAUAGUUUGUGACAUCAGAGGAGAAUUGUUUUUUAACUGUUUUGCGUCCGACUAAAAACCAUGCAAUCACUUGUACAAAACACACAACGGGCUACCUCCACCGGGCAAGUCUAGUGAUGCAAUGGCGCAGACGUUUUGUCAGGCUCCGCUGAGCACAGUGCAAUCAGCAGAUAAAAGUGCAAUGCUAGUUGAAUCACAAACCUUCCGAUAACUAAAUGUCAAUGUGAAAUCGCAUCUUGCUUGUUUAUAAUUAAUCUUGUUUGCUGAAAAUGAAAUAGCCAUCAUUCGAUCAUCGAAAGGUUCGACUGAUUGAUUUUAGUUUAGCAGGGUUAGUUCACAACGAUCACAACCGCCGCGCAACACCAAACCACCCAAAGUGUUGCUUUGGGGUCGGCGCCGGCAGGUACAUGUAGCUGCCGCGCGCAUGUCUACCGAAGAACCGGCUAGCUUGGAUGAUGAACCAAUCGCACAUAAAUUUGAGCUAAGCCAAUCUAGAUUUUGUCCAGAUCAUGGAGGUGGGUCAAUAAGGAAUAAGUUACAAAUAUUUUUUGUUCAAACUUUUAUAUGGAAGGGAUAUCAAACAAAAUACUGGGCAUUUCUUUUGAAAGUAUGGUGGAAGUAUUCAUCCUCACUUGGCCCGGCAACAUUUAUAUUUUCCCCUGAGGCUCGGGGAAAUAUAGUAAUUGCCAAACCAACCUGAGAUAGAAUAUUUCCACUAUACUUUCUCAAACUCGGUAUAUUUGUAUAAUAUAUCACAGUGUUUACACUGUAGAUCAGUAAGUAGUCAUUUAUUGCAGAAUGAACAAAAGACCACAACAAAUGCUGAUAUGUUGCAGUCAACAAUAUAGCCAUUUAUUUUCAUCAAGAUUGCUUAACCAUAUUUCAGCAUAUCAAAUAAUUCAAAAGCAUCACAGCUUAUUAGUACUCAGCAUAAUAUAUUUUAUUGCCAUGUGAAAUAUAAAUAUGGUAUGUAACUACAUGUAUCUAUGUAUCUAUAAAAGUAAAUUGUGACUGGAAAUGAUUAAUACACAUCAUUCUUUGGCUUUUUCCAAGGCGUUUAGAGCAAGUGGCAUUACAAAAAUAAAAUGUUUACAUUCCUUAUUUAAGAGAUGGAUAAAUAAGUGGAACAGAUUUAUUUGUGCUUACGUAUGCUUCAGUGUGCACCAUGUACAUUGAAUAUUUGCUACAUUAUGUACAUUAAUUCUUACAGUAAGUUGGUUACAUAAUGUGUGCUAAAUGAAUACUUCAAAGUUUUGUAACAGUAUUUCAUAGACGCCCAUACAUUCAAAUCAAUAUUAUAUAUAUCAUUUUCAAACAUGUA
Lytechinus pictus (painted urchin) is the source of this 4155-nucleotide messenger RNA. RefSeq lists its product as uncharacterized. The transcript has 4 exons. NCBI's taxonomy places the organism in Eukaryota, Metazoa, Echinodermata, Echinoidea, Temnopleuroida, Toxopneustidae. The coding region runs from base 366 to 1268 and encodes 300 amino acids. The record is from RefSeq and is a predicted model, not a curated record.